Messenger RNA from Lampris incognitus (smalleye Pacific opah), 5280 nucleotides. RefSeq names its product ALK receptor tyrosine kinase (gene alk). Lineage: Eukaryota; Metazoa; Chordata; Actinopteri; Lampriformes; Lampridae. The record is from RefSeq and is a predicted model, not a curated record. Gene Ontology annotation, cellular component: signaling receptor complex; membrane. Gene Ontology annotation, biological process: protein phosphorylation; positive regulation of kinase activity; cell surface receptor protein tyrosine kinase signaling pathway. Gene Ontology annotation, molecular function: ATP binding; transmembrane receptor protein tyrosine kinase activity. Bases 1 to 5280 code for a protein of 1759 amino acids. The transcript is spliced from 29 exons.
AUGAAGACCAGGAUAUUGGUUCUGGUGGUUUGCGGUGCUGCGUUUCUGGCGGAGCUGCAGUGCGCCUCGCCGAGGACCGCGCCGGGCGCGGAGCUCCUCACGCCGGGCGCGGAGCUCCCCACGCCGGGCUCGGAGCUCCCCACGUCGGGCUCCGGCCACAGCAGCGGCGGCGACGCCGGCGGCGGCAAAACCGAUUCAAAUCAAACGCUGCACUCCAGGCAGAAGAGGAAAACCCUGGCCGUGGACUUCGUGGUCCCGUCUCUGCUGCGCUACUACCUGGCGGAGUUCAUCAAGAGACCCCUGAACGGAGACUGCCUGACUUUUAAUGGCUGCUACGCGGUGCGCGCCAACUUGAAAAUGCAUUGCAUUCCCUUGCAGAAAACCAUCUCUACUUUCCUGCAGCCCAAGUCGGCUGCGGCCGAGGCGGCGGGGGGCUCCAACGCCUCCGGUGCUGGACAGCUCCCCUACCUCGACCACGUCGCGCCGCUGUCCAGAGUCCUGAAUCUGGGCUUGACUAAAGCCAGCCGCAAGUCCAAUCAGGUUGUGGUGGAAAUAGGAGAGGAUAUGGUACGAUCUGGAUGCGGGGGCCUGGCUGUGUACGAGGAGGCCCCGGUUCUGACACUGGAAAUGGACCUCAGCACUAUUUUGGAGUGGUGGUUGGGAGCUGAGGGGGGCCGACUGAGGGUCCGGCUCAUGCCUGAGAAGAAGGCUCAGGUCCCCGGGGUGGAGGACAAGUACACCGCGGCCAUACGGGCAGCGGACCCCCGCCUCUUCCUGCACAUAUCCUCCCCAGGCGAGCCAUUGGCGGGCCGGACUGCAGCCGGCAUCCCGAGAGGUUACUGGAACUUCUCCUGGGUGGCCGAGGAUGAGCUGCGUUUCCCCGAGGAGUCGAUGCCCGCAUCAGAUCACCGAUGCCCUGGCGUCGGCAAAACAUGUGACCAGCGCCUGAGGGCUAACCCAGAAUUCACAUGGAGUAUAGUGGCCCCCGAGGGGGAAGGAAGCGACAAGGCUGAAAAGAAGGGAGGAAGUCCCCAGGGGUGGGAGGAAGGUAAGACUGAAGGUCAGUUCCUCUGGGUGAACGGUUCGGUUUUCGGGGGUCCCUGGGUGCUGAGCCCCUGGCUGUGGGGGGGAUCGGGCCCUUGCGGACUGGACAUGGCUGUGUUCCUGCACCCGAAGCAGAGCGGGCGCUACACGGUUUGGCUGAUAGAGCGCGAAAAGCCGCUGCUAGCCCUCCUCUCCACCGACACCCUACCACGCAUCACGGGUGGAAGCAAUGAGACCAACAUCCUGGAUUCUGACCAAGCCAGUCGCUCUGCAGGCAGCACAGAGUCCUCGCCCCUCCCCAACAUCACACUGGAGGGCCAAUACCACUGUCACCAGGGACCCGGCAUCCCGCUGGACAAACUCUGUGACUUCAGGACAGACUGUCCUCUCGCCGAUGACGAAGGGGACACGUGUCGCCAGUUUCUCAAUGGCACUUACUGCUCUUUUGAAGAGGACGAGUGUGGCUGGCAGUCGACAGCGGGCCGUGGUUUCUACUGGAGGAGACAGUCUUCGGUCAAGGCCGCCAGACAGAGCUGCCCAUCACCAGGUUCUACAUUCAGCGUGGAAGGAGGUCAGUCUAAAGGCCAUCAUGGUUCAGCGAUACUGAGGAGCCCUCUGUUCCCUCCACCACUGAGGAACUCUCCAUGCACAGUGCGGUUCUGGGUGUGUUCCGGAGGCUUACAGAGGGGGGCGCUCUCUCUGUGGAUAGUGGAGAACAGCACCGGCCCGGAGGAGCAGCGCCAGCUGUGGCACUCGGCGAGCGAACCCAGAUCCGAGAGAGGCUGGAAAGUCGUCACACUUCCCCUUUACGGGCUGGCAGACUGGUUCUGGCUUCAGUUCAGCACAGAGGAUAGACCCGGCCCCGGCUCAGUUAUCUCCCUCACAAACAUCUCUUUCAGCAUGGACUGCUUCCUGGCCUCUAACGGUGAAUUCCCCCCGGUGGCCACAAGCACAACUCGACAGUCGCUCAGACCAACCAAUCAGAACAUCAAGACCACAACGCCAUCCGACAGGGGUCCCCUGGUGCACAUCCCAACUACAGAUGACUCCAAGAAAUGGAUAUUUCAUACCUGUGGGGCGGGGGGCCCCGAGGGUCCCACUCCAAGCCAGUGCAACAGCGCCUAUCGACACAGCAACGUCAACGUGACAGUAGGCACCAGAGGGCCCUUCAAAGGCAUCCAGAUGUGGCGUGUUCCAGACACCGACACCUACAGGAUCACCGCAUACGGGGCGGCUGGCGGCCGCAGCGUGCUGGCCAUGAAGAGGUCACAUGGUGUCUACAUCACGGGGGACUUCCUGCUCCGCAAGGGCGAGCUGCUUCACAUCCUCGUUGGACAGCAAGGAGAGGACGCCUGCCCGAAUUCUAAUUCCAUGCUGAAUAAAAUAUGCGUCGAACAGAGCGGCCCACUGGUCAACAAGACUCAAGUCAAAGGAGGCGGAGGAGGAGGGGGCGGCGCCACCUACGUGUUUAAGGUGGACAAGGACGUGUGCACCCCCCUCAUCAUCGCCGCUGGAGGCGGGGGCAGAGGCUACAGCAGCCGAUCGGAGACCCUGCAUGAGCGUUUGGACGAUGACCCGAACCUACCUGGACGCAAUGGGAAGUCACAUGCUGCAGGUGGAGGUGGAGGAUGGAAUGACACUGCCCCUGUCAAUCAGGGUGGGAGGCCCCUGGUUCUCGGGGGCCAAGGGGGCCAGGCCUGUCAGAAGUUCUGGCAGACCCGUGGGGGCUUCGGGGGCGGUGGCGGUGGCUGCAUUUCAGGGGGUGGCGGGGGAGGCUACAGAGGUGGCAACACCUCAGCAGAUAACAACCCCAUUCAGAAUGGCGAAGAUGGUUCAUCUUUUAUCAGUCCAGAGGGAAACACCUUCAUUGAUCCUCUGAAAGGCAUGGAAGGGGACGGUGAGGUGAUGAUAAACCUGGUGCAGAACUGCAGCCACUGUGAGACUGGGGAGUGCUACGAGGCAGGGGAAGGAACCGUCUGCUACUGCGACCCCGACCUCAUCCUCACCACGGACAAGGUGUCCUGCAUCAACGCCACAGAGGCUUCUUCCACGCCGUCUCCCCAGCAGUCUCUCUCCCACCUGGCUCUGGGGCUCUCGGUGGGCACCUCGGCCCUCAUUGCUGCCCUGCUGCUGGCUGUGUCAGGAGUCAUGAUAAUGUACAGACGCAAGCACACGGAGCUGCAGUCCAUUCAGCUGGAGCUCCAGAGUCCCGACUGCAAACUCAGCAAGCUGCGCGCCUCCACCAUCAUGACCGACUACAACCCCAACUACUGCUUUGCCGGCAAGACGGCCUCCGUCAGCGACCUGAAGGAGGUGCCGCGACGCAAUAUCUCCCUCACCAGGGGUCUUGGUCACGGCGCUUUUGGUGAGGUGUAUGAAGGACUCGCAGCUGGCAUCCCGGGUGAACCAAGUCCCAUGCAAGUGGCAGUCAAGACCCUUCCAGAGGUAUGCUCUGAGCAAGAUGAGUUGGACUUCCUCAUGGAGGCUUUGAUAAUUAGUAAGUUCAGCCAUCAGAACAUUGUACGCUGUAUUGGAGUCAGUAUGAAGGCCCUGCCCAGGUUUAUUCUACUGGAGCUAAUGGCUGGGGGAGACCUCAAGACUUUCCUGAGAGAGACCAGACCCCGGCUGGAUCAUCCAUCCAGCCUGUCCAUGGUGGACCUUCUCAACGUGGCCAGGGAUAUUGCCAGGGGCUGUCAGUAUCUGGAGGAGAACCAGUUUAUACAUAGGGACAUUGCUGCAAGGAAUUGCCUUCUGACCUGCAAAGGGCCAGGCCGCGUGGCCAAGAUUGGGGACUUUGGGAUGGCCCGGGACAUUUACAGGGCCAGUUAUUACCGGAAGGGUGGGCGCGCCAUGCUGCCAGUGAAGUGGAUGCCGCCUGAAGCCUUCAUGGAGGGCAUCUUCACAUCUAAAACUGACACCUGGUCAUUUGGGGUGCUGCUAUGGGAGAUCUUUUCAUUAGGCUACAUGCCAUACCCAAGCCGCAGUAACCAGGAAGUCUUGGAGUUUGUAACCAAUGGAGGAAGGAUGGACCCUCCUAAAAAUUGUCCUGGGCCAGUGUACCGUAUAAUGACUCAGAGUUGGCAGCACCAACCCGAAGACAGGCCGAACUUCUCGACUAUCCUGGAGAGGAUUGACUACUGUUUACAGGACCCGGACGUGGUGAACAUGCCGCUGCCCGUCGAGUAUGGACCCGUCCCCGAGGAGGAGGAGCGAGUGCCCAUGCGACCUGACAACCCCUCAGCUCCGUCCCUGCUGGUGGACACCCAGACACCUGACGGGGAGGGGCAAAUGCCGCCACCACCGCCUCUUCCACCGGCCUAUCAUGCCGAGGAGAAGCAGCGAGGCGGGGAGCCGGCUCUCCAGUCUUGCUCCCCUUCCCAGGCCAAAAGUCAGACAGCUGCACUGCCUCAGCCAUACCUCCACCAACACCAGCAACCCCAACCACAAACGACCUCCACCACCACUGCCACCAUCACGACUACCGCCACCUCCACGGCCUCCUCUACCCUCAGUACCAAGACACCUCACAUCUCCGCACAGCCCGGCACUGACGGGGGCCACAUCAACCUGGCCUUCUCCCAGGGCCUCCCCACAGAGAAGGACAGCCACAAUGGGAAGACCACCAGCCUGUGGAACCCCACCUAUGGCUCCUGGUUCCUACAGCAGCAGCAGAGGAAACAGCAACAGCAGCAAAGGCAGGGUGGCAGGGUUCCUGGCGAGGGGCAGGAGCACGUAGGCCGGACGGUAUCAGAGGCAGCGGGCGCUUUGGGUAUCCAGCACCAGCACAAGCAGCUACAGCAUCAGCUGCAACAGCAGCAUCAGCUCCAGCUGCUCCACCAUCAGCAGCAGCAGGGACUGUGCAGACCCCUUCUGCCCCCACCACCUCCACCCACCACCCAGUCGCCACUCCUCUUGGAUUCGGCAGCGCUGCCGCCAGUUCCCCUGUACAGACUGCGACGCUUCCCAUGUGGGAACAUCGGCUACGGCUACCAGGAACAUGGCCUGCCGCUGGAGACCGCCCAGGUCAACCCCAGCACCCCGUCGCCCCCAAACCAACCACCUCCGGGCACCACGUCCUCCUCGGGUCCCCUCCAAAGAGGCAAUUCGCUACCUGCCCCAGUUUCCCUGGGGCGCUCAGGCAUGACCGAGGAAAGCCGCCCACUGUUGGUCACCAUGGGAACGGUGCAGGACCCCAGGCUGCCCAGGAUGGAGGGCCAUAACGCCACCGUGCUUUAA